AGGGGGGUCCCCAGGACCGGGUUUGAGAGCCACUGCUUUAGAAGAAGACUUGAACUUCUUAGAAGGCUGAAACUAAUAGAAAGAACAUGGGCACAGCAUAGAGCAUGCAUGCAUGUGUUUACCAAGGUUAAGCAUCAGAACAAAGCCUUGGUAGUGAUUAAUUAUAUUCUGUGAUGCAUAAUACCCCCACCCUCAUCCUCCCUUCCUUUUAGCCUGGUGACCACUGUAUGAAUCACGUAAGUGGCAUUUAGUGGUUUUGUCAUUGUUCUCUGAGACAGAACUUUAGAAGUGCUUCCCUAAAAAACUGGCUCAUUGCCCUGGUAACCAGCUCCGUAGUUUGCUGUAUUUAAGGACUAACACUCAGAAGAAGUCUUGUGAAGUCCUGAAAGGCUGUUUGGCUGCUGAGAGGUCUGGAUCUGCUCUGCUUGUCCGUACACAUAUUUCACUUUCUACUUCCUACCAUGUGUUUUCGGGGAUGUGCAAAGUGUCUUGGUUACUCCUUGAUACCACUGGCAGUAUGCUGCAUUGUUGCCAAUAUUUUACUUUAUUUUCCAAAUGGAGAAACUAAGUAUGCCAACAACAAUAACCUGACUAACUUUGUGUGGUUUUUUCAUGGAAUAGUGGGAGCGGGUGUUCUGAUGUUCCUGCCUGCUGCAGUUUUUAUCAGACUGGAGCAUGACAACUGCGCCGGGUGCUGUGGAAGUGUUGCUUGCGGGGAAAGAUGUGCGAUGCUGUCCUCUGUCUUGGUGGCCCUGAUUGGAUUAGCUGGAUCUGGGUACUGCUUUAUAAUUUCUGCUCUGGCUCUGCAAGAAGGCCCAUACUGCAUGACAGGAACCACGUGGGAGUACCCUUUUGCAAAUGGAAACGGAGGGUACCUAAAAGACCACAAUUUGUGGACCAGAUGCCUAGAGCCUGCACAUGUGGUGGAGUGGAACGUCACUCUGUUCUCUAUCCUGUUGACCCUCAGUGGAGUGCAAGUCAUCAUCUGUGUAGUGCAGAUCAUCAACGGCAUGAUUGGAGGAAUCUGUGGACCCUGCUGCUGUGGGCAGGAGUACAGCAUGAAGGCAUAAAUGUAGAAACGCAAAGAGACUUAAUGUAUUUAAGGAAAAAAAAAAAGUCUGUUUCCUGGUCAUUUGUCACUCAAAUACAGUUCAUAAGAAAUUUUGUGGCCGUCCGUAAAAGAUAAAUCCCGAUCACAUGUCCAUAGCUGUCUGCAUGGUCCCAGUCCCUUCUGCCAUGAAUGCUCUUCAUGGAUGACUCCAAAUUCCAAGUGAAUUUAUAAUGAAAGAAUUGCUUAUUUUCUUUCAGAAGUAAUGAUAUAUAAAUUCCAGCCACUUAUUUUUUUAUUAUUAUUUAUUUCUUAGCAAACACCCAGGGCAACUUACAAUUGUUACAAGACAUCACAUUAUUUUUACAUACAAUUAUAUUAUUUUUUUUUUACAUACAAGUACCCAUUUAUACAGUUGGGUUUUUACUGGAGCAAUCUAGGUAAAGUACCUUGCUCAAGGGUACAGCAGCAGUGUACCCCAUCUGGGAUUGAACCCACAACCCUCUAAUCAAGAGUCCAGAGCCCUAACCACUACUACAGUGGGGUUUACAGUAUAACCGCAGAUCUAAAUCCUGACAUAUUUAAACACUUGAUUUUAAUAACUUCAAUUGAAUCAAUUGAAUUGAAUGCGGCCUGUGUCUUCUUGUCACAGGGAAUACUGAGUAGACUCUCUCAUUUAAACAGAGGGCAUGUCUUCUGUGUCUACUUUUGCAAUAUAACAGGAGUUACAGCUAAUGGACCCAGAAGCUAUAAUAAACAUACCUUUUUUUUUUGGUAGAGUAUUGUUUUUUUUAUAUUAAUAGUUACUGCAAAAAAGUAAAAAUGUUGAAAUAACAAGUCGGCAUGCUUAUUAUACUUGAAGAUAUGUACACUUAUAUGUAAGCUACAGUAUAUACAUUUUAUAUAGCAUAUAUAUAUUGCAAAUCACUUAUGUUUAUUAAUUAAGUAUUCCAUGUGUCUGUUGUUUUUUUCUUUUGAAUGCAGCUCUGUAGACUGCUGUAUAUAUUUAUUUAUUUUAUGCUAAAGGAAUUGUAUAUUUUUGCAUGACGAGGUGAGUUGUACCUGUUUAUUGUAAGCUGUAAAGAUAAAAGGUGUAUUAAUAAAAUGUUUGUAUGUUAA
Molecule: messenger RNA, 2167 nt
Organism: Acipenser ruthenus (sterlet)
Lineage: Eukaryota; Metazoa; Chordata; Actinopteri; Acipenseriformes; Acipenseridae
Gene: tm4sf1
Product: transmembrane 4 L six family member 18
Exons: 4
Coding region: 462-1070 (202 amino acids)
Cellular component (GO): membrane
Source: RefSeq, a predicted model, not a curated record